Messenger RNA from Arabis nemorensis, 585 nucleotides. Lineage: Eukaryota; Viridiplantae; Streptophyta; Magnoliopsida; Brassicales; Brassicaceae. The record is from the annotation of a GenBank genome assembly.
AUGUUGGGUCAUAUGAUUUCAAGGUUCGGGUCUGCCAUUGUUAAACAGCUCGCAAAAGAGGGAUAUCUAUCAGCAUACGGGACAAGGAACUUACAACGGUCUUAUGGCCAGUACUUGCGAUCUUCGCCAAUGGUACAGAGGCAAACUAGGACUUCUCAAGAAUCCUUGUUCUUAAGGAACCACAAGUUUUGUACUUCUUCCUCUGAGAAGGGUGAUGAAGAAACUGAAAAGAUAACCAUUGUCUUUGUUGAUAAAGACGGAGAGGAAAUUCCCGUUAAAGUCCCUAUUGGAAUGUCUGUGCUCGAAGCUGCUCAUGAAAAUGAUAUAGACCUCGAAGGGGCUUGUGAGGCUUCUCUAGCAUGUUCAACGUGUCACGUGAUCGUGAUGGACACAGAAUACUAUAACAAACUUGAAGAACCAACAGAUGAAGAGAAUGAUAUGCUUGAUCUUGCUUUCGGGCUUACUGAAACGUCACGACUCGGAUGCCAAGUCAUUGCAAAACCAGAGCUAGAUGGUGUGCGCUUGGCCAUUCCUUCAGCCACGAGAAAUUUCGCAGUUGAUGGGUUCGUUCCAAAACCGCAUUAG